AAUGGCCUUUGAUCUUGACUUCAAUGUGAAGGACAAAUGUUAAGGAACUCUAAUCAAAAGCCUCCAAGUCUUAUAAGUAUGAUUAAGAAGAUAUCCUAUACUAAACAGCUUAAUUUGAAUAUUUAAGGGGAGAAAAAUCAUAUAAAAAGUCACUAGAGCACUUCGACCCAAAUCUAUUGGUGUAACGUCAAGACGAAUGAACUGUUCAAUAUCAUACACCAAAUAUGUAAUCGACAUGUUGCGAAUCAAAAGCAACAUUUUAGAAGCAAAAGUUGCGGAAGAAAAAAAAUAAUAAUCAGAACAAAUUCAACAGGUCUUUGCACGGAAAAGUAAAAAUAAAAUAAACAAUUCUACUCAAUUCAAUCAUGGGUUUAUACAUCUAUGAUUCAAUAAACGACAGUUUUGUACAUUGCACGUAUUUUUUGAAAAGUCGUCGUGAGUUAAAAUAUUAAAAACUUCCUGUUUCGAUUAAUUUACAAGGAAACAAUACAGAUAAUGAUGACUGAAGAUCAAACUAAAAACGAAAAUUCCCGUGAAUCACAAUAAAACAGGCAAAGAAUACUAAUCGCGCAGUGUAUAUCUCUACAGGUCUAAUAAUAAAGAGUAUACAGAACUAGGUUGAAUUGAAUCGACACGAAAGGAAAGGAAAAAUGGUUGAAAUAUUGACACCGUUUAAUGGUCACCUCAAUAACUAAAUAUCCGUUUUACAUGAUCAACUUCCAUCUUACAGCGAGAUUUAAAAUGAGACAAAAAUUGAAGAAAAUCCUGCAUGCUGCAUUUGUUAUGCCAUGGACAACUGGUUUGAUUAAAGAAUAUCGUAACGGUGACUUUUCCAUUCAUGACGGCAGCAUUGCUGGAGUAGUUAUUUUGACAACAAUUAUUAUCAUGAUAUUUGAACUCAUGUGUUUCUUUCCUAAAACUACUUCCCGGAUAGUAAUGACUGUUUUGUUGAUCAUUGCAGUUUUCACCUUGAUUUCCCUAAGCCUUUCAGCUUGCAGGAAUAAACACUGGACAGUGCCAAGAAGUUCAAAAGGCAGUCACAGUUUGAAAUUGAAAUUCCUUUGGCUAUUUUGUGUAGCAAAUAUUACUUUCGAAAUAGUGAAAUUUGCAAUUUAUAGCAAAUGUGACCAACUUCCAGAUGUUCUACUUUAUUACAUUUCAACUUGGAUAUUUCAAAUUUUGCAAACAUUCUUCCUUCAUUACUUUUCCAAAUUCAUAUUUAAUAAUAUAUUGUGUCUUUAUUAUGGAUUUCUUGUUCUUGUUGUCACAAACUUUUCACUGUGGACACAUCGAACUAUAUUUACAUAUUAUGAAGCCAAAUCAUUUUUAAACAUCAGUGACAUAAGUGGAAAUGUAUGUAAUGAUACAAAAUCGUUUGUUCCGAUGAAACAAUUUAAACCAUUUUUAGAUCCAGUGUCUUUAGAAUACUGUCUGUUAUGUGUGAUACUCCUAUCCGAGAUGUGGCCGAGAGCAAAAUAUCCCGAACUUCAAAGUCGACAACUACAAGAGUCCUCUUCGAGGCAAGACACAGAAGAACAUCAGUGGUUAUUACGUUGCAAUAGCAAUGUUCCGACUAGAACAGUUUGGAAUAGAAAAUCCAUUAUAGUUUUAAUUAUUGGUAUCUUGUAUAUGAUUGUAUUUAUUGUUAUUCAGACAUUGUUUCUUAACAUUGAUCAACUGAGAAAUAAUUACUUGCACGUAGCUUUCGUAUUUUAUGUUUGUGGAAAUUUCAUUCGGAUACCACUUACAAUAAAGUGUUUUUACGCAUUUUCUGCACAACUCCGUCCUAAAUCAAAUGCUCAAACGGUCACAGACAUGAAACAUGUAAUUAUUUUAGUUAGUUCAAUGGCUACCUGUGGAUAUAUAAUAGCAGAAUGUGUAGAGAAUCUUCGCUACGGUGAAGUAAAAAUCAUACUUAAUGCCAUUUUCCGUGUGCUAAGCACUGUUAUGCAAACUUCAUUUAUUUUACAAAUGAAACAGUACAAACGAGUAGACAGGACAAACACUAUUAUGUCUGUACAGAAUACAUUUUUAUUCAUGUGUUGCAUAAACUUCAGUUUUUGGUUUUCAUAUACCUUUAUAUCACCACAGUAUACUGUCAGAUUGCAAAGACACUUUUUUGAAAUUGCCAGCUGGCUAAAAAUUAAACAUUUCUGGUUCCCUUUUAUUAUAUUUUACCACUUCGAGUGUUUUAUCUCAUUUUAUGACUUCUUUAGAAAAUAACAUUGUUGUUUUUGAAUUCUGACUAUUAAUAAUACGUUGCAUUAUAUUGUUCUUCUCUCAUAUACAAUAAAAGUUGAUAUUUGA
Molecule: messenger RNA, 2307 nt
Organism: Mytilus californianus (California mussel)
Lineage: Eukaryota; Metazoa; Mollusca; Bivalvia; Mytilida; Mytilidae
Exons: 2
Coding region: 676-2223 (515 amino acids)
Biological process (GO): proton transmembrane transport
Cellular component (GO): membrane
Molecular function (GO): proton channel activity
Source: RefSeq, a predicted model, not a curated record